Molecule: messenger RNA, 853 nt
Organism: Xylona heveae TC161
Lineage: Eukaryota; Fungi; Ascomycota; Xylonomycetes; Xylonales; Xylonaceae
Exons: 4
Coding region: 178-657 (159 amino acids)
Biological process (GO): SRP-dependent cotranslational protein targeting to membrane
Cellular component (GO): signal recognition particle, endoplasmic reticulum targeting
Source: RefSeq, a predicted model, not a curated record
ACUCAACUUACCUGUGCUGAUAUUGCCAGUUAUCACGAACGUCUGGUUUGACUCCAAAUCAAUUGCAUCUCUAUACGAUACAUUUUCAAGCCACCUACCCAAAACAGCUCCUCAAAAGCAUAUCCACACCCUUCCCUUUUGUUGCCCUGCCCCGCGGGCACCCAGCAACCACAGAAGAUGGUUUACCUCCCCACGUCAGAGCAAUGGCUGCAUCAGUCAUCAUUGCUGCUGCAAGCUCGGCCUACAACUACACGAGUCACCACAAAAUACUCGAUCAAACCCGCACCCAUCUCGAGCUCUACACACCAAGCAGCGCCCGGCCAGCCAGCAGGUAACAAGGGCAGUCUUGUGCUGAAAACAUACGAUCCCGCAAGCGGCGUGUGCUUAAAAUACCGAACGGACAAGGCUGCCGAAGUCGGACGCCUGAUUGCUUUAUUGUCCCGGCUUGGCAAGGGCAUGUCGGGGCAACACAUUCAAGAAGAAGUUGCUAUUGACGCCGCAAUGACAGACGCCCCUACCGCACUCGACGGCGAGAGCGGUACCGCUACGCCUACUACAACAACAGGGGCAACUACCGCCGGUGCUACUCCGGCGGCGGGGCAAGGACAAGGCCAGUCGCAAAGUGGCGGAAAGAAGAAAAAGAAGGGCAAGAAAUAAAAAGGUUGUUGUGUUUUAUUAUUUUGGGUGCAUUUAUUGCAUUUACGAGGCGUUCUCCAUGUCUUCUUUUUUUCGCGCCCAGAUUUCAGCAGGGCCUAAGCCAAUUUCUUACGAUCUAAGCUUUCUUCUUUUCUUUUAUUUGCUUCUUGUAGAGACAUUAUAGAUGAAUCUGUAUUGUAUGUAACUGUACAUCAUA